Mesocestoides corti is the source of this 1350-nucleotide messenger RNA. NCBI's taxonomy places the organism in Eukaryota, Metazoa, Platyhelminthes, Cestoda, Cyclophyllidea, Mesocestoididae. The record is from the annotation of a GenBank genome assembly.
AUGUCGCUUACCACCGCUGAGAUAACUGUUGAAGUAAAACCACCUACGCUCCGCAAUGAGAUUGACAGCUAUCUGAUUCAACUGAAUGGAGACAAAACCUAUAAGUGCAUCCCGAAAUCUCUGGAUAAUCCAGUUUGUGAGGUACCAGGCUUGGAAGCAGGUACAGAGUACAACGCUUCUGUUAAAUCCUGCAUUAAUGAGGCGCCAGAAGAUUUUUGCAGCGAGGACGUGAAGGGAUCUACCUGGACAAAACCAAACCCACCGCAAUCUGUGACGGUGGUGGCAGAAUCCACGGAUUCUGUGGUGAUUCAUUUUAAAGCACCUACAGUUGAAACGGGGAUUACCGAUUACGAGGUUUUGUUGGAGGGACGAGACGAAAAACCAAACUGCAAAAAACCUUCCCCGAAAGACUAUGAGUGUCCUGUGCCAGGAGAUAAAUUGAUGAAACUCUGCGAAAUACUAUUGCCGGGUACGCUCAGUUGUCUGAUAGAAGACUUGAAACCUGGUACAGAGUACACCGCUACAGUCAAAGCCUGUAUAACCGGUACAGACCCAGCCAUCUGUAAUGGAGAAAUUAAGGGAUCUAACUACACAAGACCAAACACACCGCAAUCUGUUACGGUGGUGGGAGAAUCCACGACAUCAUUGGUGGUUAAUUUCAAAGCACCUGUAGACAACACGGGCAUUACUUAUUAUGAGUUGAUUUUGGAUGAAAACCCACCUGAAAAAAUCGAUUCUACGCAGAAGCUUCCCCAUAAAAUACAAGGCCUGGAAGCAGGAACACAGUAUAUCGUUAAAGUAAGAGCCUGUAUUGGCACAGCAAAUCCCGUUGUCUAUAGUGAAGAUGCAGACAUGCCUGGGUGGACGAAACCCGAUGCUCCAAACAAUGUGAAGGUUGAAAAAAUUUAUUCCCGGAGUUUCUUUGUCACCUGGUCAAAGCCAGAUGGCAAUAAAGACAUUAAGUUCUUUCAAGCAAUGGCAAAGGAAAUGGUUGGAGAAGCCGCUCCCAUAGACGAACACAUGUGUCGCGUUGAGUUCCCGUCCAGUAAUUUGCAGUGUUCGGUUGAUGGCCUUAGUCCCACUACAAACUACUCCAUUUCCGUGAGAGCAUGCAUGCCAGAUGGUACAUGUGGAGCUGAAGCUGGCUCUACCUAUGUAACUACUUGCCAGGAUUGUCCGAAUUACGCGCUUAUUAUCAGUUUGCUUGUGGUUUUCUUUGUUAUCAUCAUCGUCAUCAUUUUGGUUUUCGUGUUGUGCAAAAGGCGACAGUGGCGCAGCAAUGCUGAAAAUUACGACAAGAACGAUUUUCCAUCUGAUCUGAAAACCAUAGUUGACGUGAAGAAAAACUAG